Cyclopterus lumpus (lumpfish) is the source of this 1364-nucleotide messenger RNA. It is a transcript of the gene spa17, whose product is annotated as sperm autoantigenic protein 17. Bases 243 to 437 code for a protein of 64 amino acids. The transcript is spliced from 3 exons. Gene Ontology annotation, molecular function: calmodulin binding. The record is from RefSeq and is a predicted model, not a curated record. Lineage: Eukaryota; Metazoa; Chordata; Actinopteri; Perciformes; Cyclopteridae.
UGUCAUGUUUGUAGGAGGUCUUUCUUUCCCUCCCUCCCUCUUUCUCUCUUCCUCUCUCUCUCUGACUGUAUGUCUCUCUCUCACUCUGUGCAUGAGCGGGUGUUACUGAACAUACAGUGAUUGUUAGUAAGAGCCAGUGAGGCAUCUGUAUUAUACCGGAGACUCAUUUAAAGAGAACCGAAGCAUACAAGUCGUACUAGGUCAGCUCACCUGAAGACUGAAAUCAUCUCUGAGAGUCAGACAUGGACUGUCACAAUGAGGAGUGCAGCCGGCCCCAGGAGGAGGAGGACAUUAUGGACAUCCCCCUGGAUGACCCCGAGGCCAACAGGGCUGCUGCCAAGAUCCAGGCUGGUUUCCGUGGGCACAUGACCCGUAAGAAGAUGAAGCCGGAGGACAAAGCGGAAGGGGAGGAGAGACCGGAGGACCGGGGACAGUAGAGGGAGAAGACGUCUGUGCCAGAGCAGUGACGCUGUCCUGAGCUGGAUGAAGAGAAAGAGGCGAAGCAAGGUAGCGAGGGAUGGCUGGCAUAAGAUUGCUGGGCUGGCUUUCAGGCACACCUUUCUAACCCGGAAGUCUUUUUCUUUUUCGAAACACAUUAGCAGUUAAAGAUGAACCGACAGUUUUGAGGGUGUGUGAUGUGAAAUUUGUGAACUUUAACACUCCUUCUCUGCUUCUUCAGCAGACUCAUCAGUAUGGAUGUCUUUGACCCAGAAUUUGCAACUCACUGCAUGUACUUGUGAAAUAUUCUGGUAGUGUGCUAGUUUUUAGAUGAUGUGAAAAUGAAUGUCCUCUAAAUGCUAAACGGGGCUUUUUUUGAUGGAUCAGUUCAUACCAUCUGUGUAUAAACCUUGUAUGCAUCAGCAUUAGACUUUGCAUAUUUAGUGGCUUAAAUUAUUAGAUAUUUUGCAUUGUUUACGAUGUGCUUGUAUCUUGACUAUCAUUUACCUAUUUGACUUGCUUACAAAAAUGAUUAAAACAUCAAAAGAGAAGCAGCUAUGUAUGUUCUAUUUACUCGCAGUGGCGUAAUUCAGAUUGCAUUUGCCUCGAUUAUCUUGUUCAAAAUAUAAAAUGGUUCUCUUUUCAACUUUUCAAGCAUUUUCUAUAAAUCUGAUCUUCCAGAACAGUAAGCAUGCCAUAAGUACACUUUUCUUUCUCCAGAUGCAUUUAGUUCAGCUUUACUUUCUGAGACAUUGCUUCAUAUGCUCUGUUGUUGUGUUGGUGGGUUUGAAUUGUUUGACAUAUGUUAAAUCAGAUGUGUGAAUCCCAUUAUCAAAGUCUGCAGAGCCGUUGUUCUUUAAAACUAAUCGAAUAGUACCUUGCUGAACUUUGUCAUGUCAUUACACAAAUAAAUCCAAUUAAAUAUA